GAGAACGAGCUGCCAAUCGUCAUGCCGAGAGUGACGAUUGUCGAUGAGAGAGAGAAUCAGCGUCGUCGCUCGAGGUUCGAGCGCGACUCCCAACGCACGGACUUCAUCAGAGCACGUGCAUCUCCAUCACCAUCGCGCUCUCUCACCUCGACAGCAACCAAUCUCUCACCAUCGCGCAACAUGAGCCAGUCAAGAGAGAUGUCUCAGAACGGCGGUGCUUCAAACGACAAUGGUGUUGGACCACACCCCUCCUUCAUCCAAGUUGCCAAUCCAUACAUCUUUCAGCAACAGUUGCAGAACUCUUUGAAUGCUCUUGGCGCAACUGAACAUAAGGAAGACAGCAUUCGUCUCCAGGGCGUCCACUACAUCGACAGUGUGAGAAAGGCCCUGCAACUGCCUAUCCGCACUUUCAACACUGCUGUCGUCUACUAUCACAAAUUCCGCCUGGUCCAUGCCGAUAGCGAAUACAUGUGGGCUGUAAGUGAUUCAUGGUCUGCACAAUUUGACUCGAAGUUUUUGCUAAUUUCUGGUAGNGAUGCUGCCGCUGCCGCGCUGUUCACUGCCUGCAAGAUCGAGGACACUCUCAAGAAGUCCCGCGAAGUUCUUUGCGCCGCUUGGAACCUGAAGCUUCCCUCCUCGGAGCACCUGAGUCCUGAUGANCCCGGUACGUUUGUUUUCGCUUUGACUGUCGUACUCGAUAUUCAUGAAAACCAGGUUUUUGAACAGCCAUCCAAGACUGUGGUUGGCAUCGAGCGUCUCAUGCUCGAGUCUGCAGGCUUUGACUUCAGAACUAGACAUCCCCAGGAAACCGUCGUCAAGAUUGUCAGAGACUCGGGAUGGCCCAAGGACACGCUGGGCAGAAUCGCCUACAACAUGUCUAUUGACAUUUACCGCACCUUUGCACCUCUGAAGCAGACCUCUCAGACCAUGGCAAUCGCUUGUGUUGAACUGACUGCACGCCUCUUGAACCUGACCACAGACUCCAACAUGGAAGCCGUUGUGGGUCCCGAGGGUAUCAGCCUCGAGAAAUGGUCUACCACUCGUGGCGAAAUUAUGGAGACCAUGCUGGAUCUGCUCGAUCUCUUCACCCACCACCGCCAUGCCACAAUUGUCGGUAACCAAUUCUCCAUCGACAACUACAUCGCCAUCCGCAUCACCUUGAACAAGGAGGCCACCGCUGCCAACCUCCCUCGCUACACCGAGACCAUCGAUGCACCCAAAUCGGUGCUCAACGGUGCAGCCAAUGGCGCUUCCAAGCACUCGCCAGUGUUCCCGGCUCUCCCUGGCGCCUCGAACCAGAGCCCCAACACUCCUCCUGCAAUGGGCCCCACCUCCGCCACGGGUGCGCGCAGCAGAGUCGGUGAGCGCGGCAAGGACGGCACCGUCCGUUUUAUGCUCUCCGCUGAGCGCGCCCGUGGCGAGAAGGAGGUGGUGGCAAAGUUNUUUGCCGACGACGAGUACGAGACCUACGAGGAGGAGGUCGAUGUCCCUCUGGGCCAGUAA
This is a messenger RNA of Aureobasidium uvarum, 1503 nucleotides long. Lineage: Eukaryota; Fungi; Ascomycota; Dothideomycetes; Dothideales; Saccotheciaceae. The record is from the annotation of a GenBank genome assembly.